Sus scrofa (pig) is the source of this 960-nucleotide messenger RNA. It is a transcript of the gene MAP1LC3A, whose product is annotated as microtubule associated protein 1 light chain 3 alpha. Lineage: Eukaryota; Metazoa; Chordata; Mammalia; Artiodactyla; Suidae. The record is from RefSeq and is marked provisional.
GUUACCUCCCCGAGCCGCCGCCGCUGGGCUCAGCGCGAGCCCCAGAGCCCUUGAGCGGGAGACGCGGAGCCCCCGGAGCCCCCAAACCACAGCCACCUCCCCGCCUCGCGCGACCGGGAGCCCCGGCCUGCGCGCUCCGCCGGGCCUGUGCGAUGCCCUCAGACCGGCCUUUCAAGCAGCGGCGGAGCUUCGCCGACCGCCGUAAGGAGGUGCAGCAGAUCCGCGACCAGCACCCUAGCAAGAUCCCGGUGAUCAUCGAGCGCUACAAGGGUGAGAAGCAGCUGCCAGUCCUGGACAAGACCAAGUUCCUGGUCCCAGACCAUGUCAACAUGAGCGAGUUGGUCAAGAUCAUCCGGCGCCGCCUGCAGCUGAACCCCACGCAGGCCUUCUUCCUGCUGGUGAACCAGCACAGCAUGGUGAGCGUGUCCACGCCCAUCGCGGACAUCUAUGAGCAGGAGAAGGAUGAGGAUGGCUUCCUCUACAUGGUCUACGCCUCCCAGGAAACCUUCGGCUUCUGAGCCAGCAGUAGGGGGUGUUGGCUGGGAGUCGGGGGCCCUGUCAGGCUCUGCCCAGGGAGCUCCUGGCACUGGAACUAAGCUGUCUCUGCCCCUGCCCCUGGUGGGUUGGACAGGGAUGCUGCCACCCAGCCAGAGGGCACCUAUCACCCCUACUCUGCCCCUGGAUGGAUUCUGGCCCAGUCAUAUUAGGGUUGCCCCUCCGGGUGCUGGCUGGGAGGGGGAAGAGUGGGAAGCAGCCCCCAGCACCCCUGCCCUGUGUGGUUUGUCUUUUUUUUAGACCCCUGCCUGUCUGCCCACCUGUCCCUCCCCAACCUGAGGCGCUGCCCAUGCCUGGAUCUGCCCACCCCUGAAGGACUGGGUCCUGGCUCACCUGGUCUUGACAUGGUGUAUGGCUCUGUGGUCAUUGUCCCUUUGCAGAAUAAAGAUUGCUCAGGCCUGCCUG